GCAGGGAGUGGGGAUGGACAGGGACAGAUACUCCAGCGUUUCCCGGAGAAGGACUGGGAGGACAACCCCUUUCCCCAAGGCAUCGAGCUGUUCUGCCAGCCCAGCGGCUGGCAGCUCUUCACUGAGAGGAACCCCCCCACCUUCUUUGUGGCUGUGCUGACCGACAUCAACUCGGAGCGGCAUUACUGCGCCUGCUUCACCUUCUGGGAGGCCGUCGAGAGUGCACAGCCUCAGAGCCACCCCAGGAAUGGUGAGGGGGAGGAGGAGGAAGAGGAGCCAUCAUCUCCCGUUCAACCCGCGCAGCUCUUUGCUCCCAAAAGCUUGGUGCUGGUGUCGCGGCUGGACCACGCGGAGGUGUUCAGGAACAGCCUGGGUUUGAUCUAUACCAUCUAUGUGGACGGACUGAGUGUGUCCCUGGAGAACGUCAUUGGGAACCUUCUGACAUGUACCAUCCCCAUCACCGGGGGAGCUCAGAGGACGAUCUCUCUGGGAGCAGGGGACAGGCAGGUGAUCCAGACACCCAUCAAUGACUCGCUUCCCGUCAGCAGCUGCAGCGUGGCCCUGCUCUUCCGCCAGCUUGGCAUCACCAAUGUGCUGUCUCUCUUCUGUGCAGCGCUUACUGAACACAAGAUCCUGUUUCUCUCCAGCAGUUACCAGAGGCUGACCGACGCCUGCCGGGCUCUCCUUGCACUUAUGUUCCCCCUCAAGUACAGUUUCACGUAUGUGCCCAUCUUGCCUGCACAGCUCCUUGAGGUACUGAGCACGCCAACACCCUUCAUUAUCGGAGUCCACUCCAUCUUCCAGUCGGAGACGCAGGAGCUGCUGGAUGUUGUUAUCGCAGACCUGGAUGGCGGGACAGUGAAUGUCCCCGAGUGUGUACAUAUCUCCCUGCUCCCUGAACCUCUGCUCCAGCAGACCCGGGAAGCCCUCUCCAUGGUCUUGGACCCAGAGCUGGAGGUGGCAGAUCUUGCAUUCCCCCCUUCAACGAUUUCUGCCUCUUCUCUCAAAAUGCAGGAUAAGGAGAUCCGUGCCGUCUUCCUCCGCUUGUUUGCACAGCUGCUUCAGGGCUAUCGCUGGUGUCUGCACAUCAUCCGCAUCCAUCCCGAGCCGGUCAUCCGAUUCCAUAAGGCAGCCUUCCUUGGGCAGAGGGGGCUGACGGAGGAUGACUUCCUCACCAAGGUGCUGGAGGGCAUGGCAUUCGCUGGCUUCGUGACCGAGCGGGGGGCCCCAUACCGCUCGAUCGACCUGUUUGAUGAGCUCGUGGCUUAUGAAGUGAAGCGCAUGCGCACAGAAGAGGGGAACAAGCAGAAAAUACUGCGGCACAUCAAAGAGCUGGCGGAGAAACUUUACAAAAACGAGAACCCUUACCCUGCGGUGACCAUGCACAAGGUGCAGAAGCCCACGGAAGGCUGUCACCUGCGCCUCCACCAGAAGCAUUUUCCCCAUUUGGAUGAGGGGACAGUGCAGUGGAUCAUCGACCAGGCCACUGCCAAGCUGCAGACAGCUCCUCCUGCUGUGAAGGCAGAGAAGAAAUGCAUGGUGCCAUCGGGACCCCCCAUUGCUGCCAUCAUGGAGCGCAACGGCAAUGCCCUGGCCAACAGUGCCCGUCGCCUGGAGGUGGUCAGGAACUGCAUCUCCUACGUCUUUGAGAACAAGAUGUUAGAAGCCAAAAAGUUAUUCCCUGCUGUGCUGCGCGCCAUGAAGGGCCGAGCAGCCAGGCACUGCCUGACCCAGGAGCUGAACCUGCAUGUGCAGCAGAACCGGGCAGUGCUGGAUCACCAGCAGUUUGAUUUCAUAAUCCGCAUGAUGAACUGCUGUUUGCAGGACUGCACUGCCAUGGACGAGCACGGGAUUGCGGCCGCUCUCUUGCCACUGGUCACCGCUUUCUGCCGAAAACUGAGCCCGGGCAUCACGCAGUUUGCCUACAGCUGUGUGCAGGAGCAUGUGGUGUGGACCAACAUCCAGUUCUGGGAGGCCAUGUUCUACUGCGAUGUGCAGAACCACAUCCGAGCCCUGUACCUGGACAACAACGAGGAGAACCACACGGAUGAGGAGAGCGCAGAGGGGCCACAGGAAGCCAAGUCUGCCCUGGAGAUAGCAUCGGAGCAGCUAAGGCUCUGGCCCACCAUGAGCCGAGAGAAACAGCAGGAGCUGAUCCAGAAGGAGGAGAGCACUGUUUUCAGCCAGGCCAUCCACUACGCCAACCGCAUGAGCUACCUGCUGCUGCCUCUUGACACCAGCAAGAACCGCCUGCUACGUAGCUCUGGGCUGGGGGACGUGGAGAGUGUCAGCAACAGCUUUGUCACCAACAGCAUCGCUGGCAGCGUGGCUGAGAGCUAUGACACAGAAAGUGGAUUUGAGGAUGCAGAGAGUUCCGACGUGGCCAACUAUGUGGUGCGAUUCAUCAACCGCUUUGUGGACAAAGUCUGCACGGAGAGUGGAGUCACCAACGAGCACCUCAAGGGGCUGCACGUCAUGAUCCCUGAUAUUGUGCAGAUGCACAUAGAGACACUGGAUGCCGUGCACAGGGAGAGCAAGAGGCUUCCUCCCAUCCAGAAGCCAAAGCUGCUGCGCCCCAACCUGUUGGUGGGUGAGGAGUGUGUGAUGGAGGGGCUCCGUGUGUACCUCAUGCCUGAUGGACGGGAAGAAGCUGCUGGAGGGAAUAUUGGUGGUCCACCUCUCCUCCCUGCGGAAGGAGCCAUCUUCCUCACCACUUACCGCAUCAUCUUCAAAGGCACUCCCACGGACCCUCUGGUGGGGGAGCAGGUGGUGAUCCGAUCCUUCCCCAUCGCCUCACUGACCAAAGAGAAGAAGAUCAGUAUCCAGGCCCAGGUGGAUCAGUUCAUCCAGGAGGGCUUGCAGCUGCGCUCGUGCACAUUCCAGUUGCUGAAGAUUGCCUUCGAUGAGGAGGUGGCUUCAGACAGCGCUGAGGUCUUCAGGAAGCACCUGCACAAGCUGCGUUACCCUCAGCACGUGCGUGGCACCUUCGCCUUCACCGUGGGCCAGUCACCCAAGCAAGCCAUGCAGCCCAAGGCCAAGGAGAAGAACCCCUCGCUCAGGACACUCUCCAAAAACCUGGUGAAAAAUGCCAAGAAAACAAUCGGCCGCCAGUAUGUGACGCGGAAGAAAUACACGCCGCCCAUGUGGGAGCAGCGGAGCAGCCAGCACUUCCCAGAGGACAACGAGGAUGAGAUCUCAGUGUCUGAAGAGAUGGACAGAAGCACUUUGACCCCCACCACCACCAUCAAACCUUCGGACAAGAUGACCAUCAACCACCUGGUGGAGCGAGCCUGCUGCCGCGACUACCAGCGGAUGGGGCUGGGCACCCUCAGCAGCAGCCUCACCCGCUCCAAGAACGAGCCCUUCCGCAUCUCCACCGUCAACCGCAUGUACGCCAUUUGCCGGAGCUACCCCGGGCUGCUCAUCGUGCCACAGAGCAUCCAGGACAACACGAUCCAGCGGAUCUCCCGCUGCUACCGCCAGAACCGCUUCCCCGUGGUGUGCUGGCGAAACUCCCGCACCAAGGCAGUGCUGCUGCGCUCAGGGGGGCUGCACGGCAAGGGCGUCGUGGGCCUCUUCAAGUCCCAGAACGCCCCCACUGCAGGCCCCUCGCAGACAGACUCCACCAGUUUGGAGCAGGAGAAGUACCUGCAGGCCGUGAUCAACUCCAUGCCGCACUACGCCGACGCCAGCGGGCGCAACACGCUCAGUGGCUUCACCUCCGCACACAUGAGCAGCUCAGAUUUCUCCGACAAGAGACAGCCUAAGCUGGGAUCGCUCAUGAAGCAGGUGAUGGGAGGGAAGGACGAUGGGCCCGGUACUAUUAGCCGUGGAGGCAAGUGGGGCAGCAUCCGAGCCAGUGGGCGCAUGAGCAGCUACGCCCUGAACAUGGAGAUUGGGUCGCGCCUGGCUGGGAAAGACCUGCUGGGUGCCCAGCACAACGGCACCCCCUCGGAGGCCAGCUUCUUGCGCCAGCACCGGGCCUCGCUCUACAUUAUCGGGGACAAGUCACAGCUGAAGGGGGUGAAACCGGACCCGCUGCAGCACUGGGAGGUGGUUCCCAUCGAGGUGUUCGAUGUGCGGCAGGUGAAGGCCAGCUUCAAGAAGCUGAUGAAGGCCUGCGUGCCCGGCUGCCCCUCCACUGACCCCAGCGUCACCUACUUGCGGUCCCUGGAGGAGUCUGAGUGGCUGUCCCAGAUCCAUAAGAUCCUGCAGAUUUCGGUGUUGGUAGUGGAGCUCCUGGACACAGGCUCCUCCGUGCUGGUCAGCCUGGAAGACGGCUGGGACAUCACCACACAGGUGGUCUCCUUGGUGCAGCUGCUGUCAGACCCCUACUACCGGACGCUGGAGGGUUUCCGCCUGCUCGUGGAGAAGGAGUGGCUCUCCUUCGGGCACCGCUUCAGCCACCGCGGGGCCCAGACCCUGGCUGGCCAGAGCAGCGGUUUUGCCCCCAUCUUCCUGCAGUUCCUGGACUGCGUACAUCAGAUCCACCUGCAGUUCCCCAUGGAGUUCGAGUUCAGCCAGUACUACCUGAAGUUCCUCAGCUACCACUACAUUUCCAACCGUUUCCGGACGUUCCUGCUGGACUCCGACUACGAGCGCAUCGAGCUGGGCCUCCUUUAUGAGGAGAAGGGCGAGCGGAAGAGCCAGCAGGUCUACAAGUCCAUCUGGGAUUACAUCGACCGGCUGAACAAGAAAGCCCCCGUCUUCUUCAACUACAUGUAUGCCCCUGAGGAUGGGGAGGUGCUAAGGCCGUACAGCAACAUUUCCAACCUGAAGGUGUGGGACUACUACACGGAGGAGACGCUUUCUGAGGGCCCCUCCUACGACUGGGAGCUGGCGCAGGGGCAGCCGGAGCACGUGGAGGAGGCGGAUCGGCAGGACACCAGUGCCCCCCAGACAAAGCGCAAGAUCAUCUGGCCGUGCUACGACAACCGCAGCCGCGUGGAGCCUGAUGCCAUCUCCAAACUGCUGGAGGAGCUGCACAACCUGGAGAUGGAGCUGGGGCAGGUCCCAGAGCGCUGGAAGGACACGUGGGACAAGGUCAAAGCUUCCCAGCGCACCGAGGCACGGCAGGAGGGCAGCCGGACCCCCAGCUCCCUGCUGAUGUCCUCCGGCCUCUCCCACCACCGGCGCUCGCUGGGCGUGUACCUGCAGGAGAGCGGGGUGGGCUCUACCCUCAACCUCAGCCUCGACAGCGACACCAGCAGCACCUCCACCCCCUCCAGCGGGAAGCAGGGCGGCCGCAAGAGCACCAGCACGCUCUACAGCCAGUUCCAGAUGUCGGAGAGCGAGAACAGGUCCUACGAGGGGUCGCUGUACAAGAAAGGAGCCUUCAUGAAACCCUGGAAGCCUCGCUGGUUCGUGCUGGAUAAAACCAAACAUCAGCUGCGGUACUACGACAGCCGGAUGGACACGGAGUGCAAAGGGGUCAUUGACCUGGCCGAGGUGGAGUCCAUCACCCCAGGAACUCCCACCAUGGGGGCCCCCAAGACGGUAGAUGAGAAAGCCUUCUUCGAUCUGACGACGACAAAAAGAGUUUACAAUUUCUGCGCCCAGGAUGUGCAGCUAGCCCAGCAGUGGAUCGACCGCAUCCAGAGCUGCUUGUCGGACGCGUGAGACGGGCUCAGAGGAGCUUCUAUUCCAGGCACAGAGUCUCCCGGGCCCCAGCACAUGGAGCAGAGGCAGUGCCCAGGCUCGUGUCCGAGCUGGGGCCGUGACUGACUGGAGCGGAGGAGAUGGCCUUCCUUCCCAUCUGCCAUGGGUGUGCGGUGCUGGGGAGCCUGUGGCCACGCACCCCCCCAGGCAGCAGUGGGGGCAGGAUCAGUAUGUUACGCUAUGGUAGGACUGUGUAGUGGAGGAAUUCUUCGCGUUGAAGCAGGCUGGGGGGGCGGGCGGGAGCCUGUCCUGCUCUGUCCUCCCAGGCCUGUCUGAGCCCUGUAAUUACUGUGUGUCCUCUGUGCACCUCCUGCGCUGGGUGGCCCCGCUCCACCUCUCUGCGGCAGCAAGGGGGUCGUCAGCCGGCUGGAGAAGGGGCACCUCACCUCCACCCCACCCUGUGCUGCUGGAGAAAGCAGGAG
This is a messenger RNA of Pygoscelis adeliae (Adelie penguin), 6080 nucleotides long. It is a transcript of the gene SBF1, whose product is annotated as SET binding factor 1. The transcript is spliced from 40 exons. NCBI's taxonomy places the organism in Eukaryota, Metazoa, Chordata, Aves, Sphenisciformes, Spheniscidae. The record is from RefSeq and is a predicted model, not a curated record. Bases 694 to 5619 code for a protein of 1641 amino acids.